AUGGGGACCAUGCCGUUUCCCAUGAUGUUUCCGCCGUUUUGGUCUUGGCCCAUGCAAACGCCGGGCGAUAUGUCAGGUCGACCGACAGGCGCCCCCGCACCGGCUCCACAGCGCAAACGUGUGGCCCGUAGCCGUAGCAGAAGCCCUGCGCAGGGCAGUUGCAACGACUCUGUCUUGGUGAGACGCAACUUGAUGGGCCGGGUCAUCGGCAAGGGUGGCAGCAUCAUCAAGACGAUUCGACAAGAGAGCGGCGCGCGUGUCGAAGCAGAGGACCGCGAUGAAGAUCACUGUGAGUUCCGGAUCAGCGGCACCGAGGAACAGGUGCAGCGUGCAAAAGAAAUGAUCCGAGAACAAGCAGAUCGGGCGAUCAGAUUGAGGCGAGAUGGAUGGGGUAUUUCGCCUCCGCAGGACCACUAUGAGAUCCUGAAAAUCAGCCGAUCUGCGAACGCACAGCAAAUACGCCAGGCAUACAGGCAGCGCGCAUUGGAAACGCACCCGGACCGACUGGUUUUGCGCCUGUGUCGACAACCGACUCCCGUGGAAGCAGCAGAAGCUGUUGCACUCUAUCAGCAGAUCGUUGAGGCCUUUGAGCUUCUGGCCGACAGCGAUGCUCGCCGCAUCUACGACGUGGAGCUGGGUGGCAGCCAUGGUUCGGGCAGCUGGGAAGAAGAGCACGGCGGAGAUCAGAAAGCAGGGUACGAAGCAGAGGCGCAGCUCUUGCUGCACGGCUACCUCUUCCACUGGCAAGAGAUCUCCUUGGCGCAGCCCAGCCAGACGCUGAUUGCCCUGCGCAACCUGCUCUCCGCUGGCGCGGGAGAUGCGCAGGAAGAUUCCCGGGGGACCACCAAAGAGAACCUGGAUCCCUGCAUGUUUGCCAGACCUCGAGGCUAUUGGGUACAGAUGAGUUGGAGCACUUUGACGGUUGUGACCACAGCAACGACGUCCUUGGCGCAGGCCUUGUCGUGGAGAGCCUCCCUGACAGCUAUGCGGCAUGAAGCCAAGCGCCGACUGCAGCGCAGCAAGGCCGACGGAGAAACUGGGCGGGUCCCGCUGUUGGACUCCGAGCUGAAGGCCUUGUUGGAGAUGCAGCCGGAUAUCAGGCUCAUGUUCCGCUACCAAGUGCCCUUCAAGAAGAUCGAGGGGGGCGAGCGCAUUCCCUGCCGGCUGACGCUCUUCACCCCACGCCUGGAGCUGGCUACCCAGAUGCGCGACGAGAUGAGUGCGGUGACCAGCAAGCGGAAGCUCGAGGAGGUGGUGGCCAGCUACAAAAAUACCGUGGCAUGGGAGAAGAAAAAGGCGAAGCAAUACUUCGACAAAGUCCUCCAAGAGAUCAACAAGACGCUGGCCGCCCGCCUGUUGAAUGCAGAGGAUCAGCUCCAAAAGUGUUCGGCACGGGGCGCGCUUGGUUCCGAGGUCCAUCAGAGAUUCUGUUCUACUUUGGGCCUUGAAUCGUCUGCACAAAUCAGAUCAGCUAUCGCGAACUUGCAACAGGUGCCGAUCCCUGAGCGCAGCCGCCGGGUGAAGGCACUGUUGGCCAAAGCCAAGGCACUCCCAGCGCCGCCUCCAGCAGUGCUCCCCGUGGCACCGGCCACUGCACGGCGCAGCCGCCGUGGGCGAACGUGGACUGGGGGCCUGCUGCCGCGGGAAACUAUGGCGACGAUCGUUUCGGGGCUGCCCUUCUUCGACUUGGCCCAAUGCCGGCCGGCCUCAAAGGGGAUGCUGUCGGUGAGCCAUGACUGCUAUUGGCGCUGUCGCGAGAUGAGUCUCCCGUUGGAUCCCAGCGUUUUGGGUGGCUUCAGAAGGAACCGCGCUGGCAGGAUCUACUACAAGACAGAUGCCCUGACGGUCACAUUGAGGUUUGUGGCGCAGCCCAAAGUCAUCAGCACGGUGGAACGGCUGAACUUGGAAAACAUGACUGGACAGGAUGUUGGUGAACGCCUCUUUGGCUGCCUGAAACAGAUCAAACAUUUGCAAUUCGUCCUGCUCCCGGCACAGUCGUCGAAGGGUUUCCCCGAUGACCCGCCACGGCGCCAAUGCUCCGCAUGCGUUGAGAGCGAGAUUGCUGCCAGCUUGGAAUAUCCCGCCAGCAUCAUCGGUGCUUUGAUCGGCUCCCGUGGAGCCAAGAUCAACGAGGUGCGGACGGCGAGCGGCGCAAAGAUUCAGGUGAAGAAACAUCAGGAGAUGUGCAAAGUGCUCAUUGCCGGCAGCGACGAGCAAGUGGCCUCUGCGAGGGAGCUGGUGGAGUUCCUAGCAGAUGAAGCACGGCAGAUCACUGAACUGCCCAAGACAGGUGAAGAGGAUGAGCGCUUGGAAUUCCCCAUCGCGGUCUGUGGCCGCAUCAUCGGCUCGAAAGGACACCAAAUUUCUGAGGUACGAUCCAAAAGUGGAGCCCAGGUGAAGAUUGAAAAGUUGGAGGAAGUUUGUCGCGUCUAUUUGGGUGGCAAGCCGGAUCAGGUAGAAACGGCCAAAAAGAUGAUCAACAGUCUGGUCGAGGACAAGCACCCGCCGCCUGCUCGGCGAACGGAACGAACGGAGCGGCCUGAGGUCCGGCUGACAGAAGCGGAAGAGACGGUUGACAUUCCAUUCUCCAUGGUGGGCCGGGUGAUUGGCAAAGGCGGGGAGACAGUGCAACGGCUACAGAGAGAGAGUGGGGCGAAGAUCGACGUCAACAAUCAGCUCGAUCCCUCGCCGGUGCGUUUGAUUGGCUCUCCGGACGCCAUCAUCAGGGCGAAGUACUUACUUCGAGAGAUCUUGGAUCGCGCAGGGCAACCACCUGAGUGGAGGGUGCAGCCGCUACCGCAGGCCACAUAUCCUGGCUAUGACGCCUGGGCCAUGUGGUCCCAACGCGCAGGCUAUGGACUGCCACCUGGGAUGCCCGGAAUGCCGAUGUCCAUGACCUGGGAUGUCCCUGCAGGGGACGGCGGUGGCGCUCGGAGUAGCAAGCGACCUGGGUCCAAAUCCGGGUCCGACGAAGAGAUCGAUUUGGACGAGCUCUAA
Messenger RNA from Cladocopium goreaui, 2997 nucleotides. The record is from the annotation of a GenBank genome assembly. Lineage: Eukaryota; Dinophyceae; Suessiales; Symbiodiniaceae.